GGUGUGUUUAUGAGGGUGAGUGUGUGUGGGUGUGUGAGUAUCAUGGUGAGUAUGUGAGUGAUGGUAUGUGACAGUGUGAGUUUGAUGGUGAUUGUAUCAUGGUGAGUGCAAGCAAUACUGUGAGCUUGACUUAUUUCCCCCCCCCUCCCUUUACCCACUCUUCCUCCCUCUCCCUGCCCUCCCCUCACUCUCCCCCAACCCUCUACUUCCCUGCCUCUAUCCCUCUCGGCGUGGCCGAGUGGUUACUUCUAAAGAAUUAUGGAACUCUUUAUCCCUCUCCUUUCUCCCGUAACUACCUCGCCUGUUAUACAGGAGAUCGUGGGUUUGAUCCCUACCCUCACAUCUGCUAUAUAUUUCGAGUUUGCAUGUCUCUCUCUCCCCGUGGUCGCGUUCAGAGUGUUUGGUUUCUAUAAAUGUCGACGUGAUGAUAGGCCACUUCGUUGACCUAUCAUUUGUGGCAUUUUCCCGUCUGAAGAAGAGCUGUGUAGCACGGUGGGCAUUACCUGGAAAAAUUUAAAUAGUUUAGUUUCCUCUUUUCCUCCUCCCUUCCUCCCUCUCCACACCCAUCCCCCCCAGCACAACAACAAGAAGCAGGAGGAGGAUGGUUUGUUUCCCAAGCCGAGCACUUCCGGGUCCACCUUCAUGAUCCUCCCUCUGCCCCGGGGGUGGGGGCGGGGAGAUCCCCUUGAACAGGGUUACGCUGCUACUUCCGUUAAGGCCGGGGCAAGUGGAGGCGGCGCUGUGCAUUGUGGGUGGCGAGAGGCUGAUUUGGAUUCCCUCUCACGGCCACCAUUGGUGGUUCGCGAGCUUCUGAAGUGGCGGCUCGCUGGCUGGGCCUCCUCUACGUCGACUCAGCCAGAAGAAUGUAAGAACCAAGCGCGGUGUGGACACAUCAGCAGUGGCGCUGGUGGGGGGGAGACAAAGGAGUCACCUGGCCUACAAGACCACGGAGUCUGAAGUCGAACCCAGGACCUGCUGUUUCCGGUCCCGCGCACAACCAGCACUGCACCACGUGAUGCGCCAGCCGGGCUCGUGGGGGGCGGAGCCUCGCGCUAGUGACGUCACCUCUGUUACGUCACAGCCACGCCUCCACCCACAGUGGAGAGGAAUGCACACGAGGGAGCAGCAGAAGAAGCCUUUUGAGAGCGAAUCCUCAACGAGGCCAUCCAACUUCAAACAAAAUCUACUCCUUCCCAACAACAUGGACAGACAAAUCACGUGGGCUGAGAUCUUGGAUGACUAUGAGGCCCGGGAGUCGGCGUGCCAGUCGACCACGUGGGGGGACGUUAUGGAUAAGGUGGACCCUUUCCCAGGCCAAAGUUACAAGAAUCGCUCACCAAAGAGGAUAAUUGGAGAGUUGAAGGACGUCAGCGGGGUGAAGCAUCUCCAGGAAAAGAACCUUGGCAAAGAAAGAUGCACCAUGGAAGAGGAGCGCCUCUUUGAGGUGCAGCGCAUUGCCAGGGCGAAGUGCCGCACAGAGGAGAAGUACUUCCGAGAUUAUCUCCUCAAGAAGCGCCUCAUUAAAGUGAAGUACUUCAUUGAUGAGAAGCAUCAUCGCGAGAUGAAGUGUGCUGAGGAGAAGAGUCUGGAGGAGGAGGAGAAGUGUCUCGACAACGUGAAACACGUCGAGGAGGAGAAGCGCCUUGAGCAGGAGCAGCGCCUCGCCAGCAUUGCUACCAUCACCACCACCGCUACGGCCGGCACCUUCACCCCCACCCCUGCCACCGCCAACGCCACCACGGCCACCACCGCCACCACGGCCACCACCGCCACCACGGCCACAACCGCCACCACUGCCACAAAACCCGCCGCCACCACUGCCACCACCGCCACCACCGCCACCACUGACACCGACGCCGUUGCCGCUACUGCCACAAAACCGGCCGCCACCUCUGCCAUUGCCACCGCCACCACCGUCACGACCGCCAACACUGCCGCCACUGCCACCACC
This is a messenger RNA of Lethenteron reissneri (Far Eastern brook lamprey), 1951 nucleotides long. RefSeq lists its product as uncharacterized. Lineage: Eukaryota; Metazoa; Chordata; Hyperoartia; Petromyzontiformes; Petromyzontidae. The record is from RefSeq and is a predicted model, not a curated record.